Messenger RNA from Paramecium pentaurelia, 696 nucleotides. NCBI's taxonomy places the organism in Eukaryota, Ciliophora, Oligohymenophorea, Peniculida, Parameciidae. The record is from the annotation of a GenBank genome assembly.
AUGGAAAAAAAGAGAUUAGAGUUUUGGAAUUAAUUUAAAAUAAUCUUGUUUAAUUAGAAAUAAUAAAAGGACAUAAUGAUAUGGUUAUAUAAAAAAGAAUAGAGAAAAUUUUGGAUAUGUUCUCAAUAAUUAGUAGGGUAGACUUUCUCUAUGCUUUGCUUUAUCUAUAAUUAGAAAAAGAUCUAAUAAUAUCUGGGAGUGACGAUAAGACUCUAAAAUUUUUGUGCUACAAUAUAAAUGGCGAAAAUAACAAUAAAUAAUAAUCGUCUUUUCUAAACUAUAAGAAAAAUAGCAGUUAUGUUUAUGCAUUCUCUAUAUAUGAAGAUCAAACUAAAAUAAUUUUAUUGGAACUUGAUAACCUCAUUCUCGUUAGGGAAUUGUUAAAAACUUCUUACUCAUAUUCAAGGAUAGUAUUAUAAGAAAUAAAAGUUGUUAGUUAUGGAUAUCGUUUAUGUUUUAUAGGGAAUGAUAUUUUUGCCUUUCAACCUAGAUCAAUCUAAAAAAAUGAAUAUUUAUAAAAUUACUAGUAAUUCUGAAGGGCAAAUUUUGAAAAACAAAUAUAUAGAUAUAAUUGGAUACAGUCAAUCUUUUGAUAUAAAAAUUUUUGAUUAAAAAAUGCAUUCUUAUGAUUAAGAAUGGCAAAAGUGUCAAUUUAAUAAGAUGUAGAAAUUAAUAUAAUGGAAACAUAAUUAUUGA